Medioppia subpectinata is the source of this 654-nucleotide messenger RNA. The record is from the annotation of a GenBank genome assembly. Lineage: Eukaryota; Metazoa; Arthropoda; Arachnida; Sarcoptiformes; Oppiidae.
GCUAAAGAAAUGGCCAAAUCAUUCAAAUGUACGGAUCCUAAAGAUUGGUUGAAUUGUCUCCGCAAAGUUGAUGCCAAAGACAUUUUGACAAAGCAUUUGGACAUCUUUCCCAUCAUUGGCACAGAAUUUUUGCCAUUGGAUGCCCAGCACUCGUUCGCCACACAUAACUAUAGCGCAGACAUCGACAUAAUGGCUGGUGUGAUGCGAAACGAGGGCUCAAUGUUGGCUCACAUGAUGUAUCCGGCGAGCGAUGGCCUGAAAAGCAAACAGGAUUUUGUGGAUUUGGUCAAAAAGGUGACGAUCCCUGACUUGGAUGCGGACAAAAUCGUAGACUUUUAUUUACACGACUCGACCGAGAACUCGACUAAACACGCCUUUUGGGAGUUCUUCGGCGAUCUCGGCAUCACUUGUCCGACAUAUCAUUUCGCCAAACAAUUUGCCCAAAACUCGCCCAAUAAAGAGGUCUACUUUUACGACUGGACACAACCGGCGCUCAUAUUGGGCCCAAUCAUGGGCUGCACCACCGAAAUGGGUGUCUGUCACGCGGCCGACAUCGAGUACGUGUUCGGUAUGGGUGUACUCAUGAAGUUAGAGCACCAGGAGUUCAGCGAGAGUGUCAUGAAGAUGUGGACCAACUUCGCUAAGACUGGGUAU